Molecule: messenger RNA, 445 nt
Organism: Cololabis saira (Pacific saury)
Lineage: Eukaryota; Metazoa; Chordata; Actinopteri; Beloniformes; Belonidae
Product: histone H2B-like
Exons: 1
Coding region: 5-379 (124 amino acids)
Cellular component (GO): nucleosome
Molecular function (GO): DNA binding; protein heterodimerization activity; structural constituent of chromatin
Source: RefSeq, a predicted model, not a curated record
AAACAUGCCUGAACCCGCCAAGUCCGCGCCCAAGAAGGGCUCCAAGAAAGCCGUGACCAAGACCGCCGGGAAAGGCGGCAAGAAGAGGAGAAAGAGCAGGAAGGAGAGCUACGCCAUCUACGUGUACAAGGUGCUGAAGCAGGUCCACCCCGACACCGGCAUCUCCUCCAAGGCCAUGGGCAUCAUGAACUCGUUCGUCAACGACAUCUUUGAGCGCAUCGCCUCUGAAGCGUCUCGUCUGGCUCACUACAACAAACGCUCCACCAUCACCUCCAGGGAGAUCCAGACCGCCGUGCGCCUCCUGCUGCCCGGGGAGCUGGCCAAGCACGCCGUGUCCGAGGGAACCAAGGCCGUCACCAAGUACACCAGCUCCAAGUAGACCAACACCCAAUACAAACCAACGGCUCUUUUCAGAGCCACACACCCAAUCUGCAGAGCAUAAAAC